Messenger RNA from Labrus bergylta (ballan wrasse), 2624 nucleotides. RefSeq names its product sterile alpha motif domain containing 1a (gene samd1a). Gene Ontology annotation, molecular function: DNA binding; chromatin binding; histone binding. NCBI's taxonomy places the organism in Eukaryota, Metazoa, Chordata, Actinopteri, Labriformes, Labridae. The record is from RefSeq and is a predicted model, not a curated record. Gene Ontology annotation, biological process: negative regulation of DNA-templated transcription. Gene Ontology annotation, cellular component: nucleus.
CACACGCAAACGCACUCGCAGGAGGCGUACAGCGAGGUUUCCGCUUCUCAGUUGGGCUUGAACCGCGACUCACGAAAAACACGGUGUGUAACGUAAAAGGUUGACGCACUAAGGUAAGAAAAAAAGAAAGAAGAAAUCAAAUCGAGCAACAACGAUGUCUGAAUCAAAGUACCGCGAGUGGAUCCUGGACACCAUCGACUCGCUGAGGUCUCGUAAAGCCCGGCCGGACUUGGAGAGGAUUUGCCGAAUGGUCCGGAGACGACACGGGUCCGAGCCCGACCGAACCUGCGCAGAACUGGAGAAACUGAUUCAGGAACAAACGGUUUUAAAAGUUAACUACAAGGGCUCAAUUUCAUACAGAAACGCCGCCAAGGUUCAGCGCAGAAGCAGGAAAAAAGACGAUGCAACGUUAACGACGGCUGCGAGACGGAGCACGGUGGAAGAAGCCAGUCAUUCUGACUUGAGCAACGGGGACAGCGCUUUCGGUCCUGUGGACCAGGACGACGAGGAUCUGGAGGCUGACACAUCUGUGGCAAUGGACACAGACAGUAAUGCAGAUGAGGAGGGGGCUGAUGAGAGCCGGGAUGGUCAGGACCAACCCUCUCCUGGCCGCACCGAUGAAGAUGCCUCUGUGCACUGUUCCACUGUGCGAGCUGUCUCUGCGCCUUGCUCCCCCUCUGGCACCCGGCCUGGCUCCGGCCCCGGCUGCAGCCCUGCCCUGGGUCUGGACUGUGUCUCUUUCCAGAAGGUUGGUGAGAGGCCCAGCUCCUUGCCCCCAUCCAGCCCCAGGGCCCUCACACACAAUGACUGGGCCUAUCAUUCUGCUGUCUGCCCAGUGGAGCGCCAGCACCCAGGAAUGCAGAGAGACAAAGCAGCAGCCACAAAGCCAGCAGUCCUGUCUGUAACUACCAGCCCCAUUGCUUUAAAGAACAAUGUGAAGAAGGAAGAAGGAGGCAAGGCAGAGGACAGUGGCAUUUCAGCUGACCAGUUGGUACCAGACUAUGCAGCAGGGCUGCAGGACGAGACAAAGAUUGUAUCUGAUGGAAGACCACAGCCGCUGUCUUUGCCAUCUGACAAAUAUACGUUUAAGAAUAAGAUGGAUACAUCCUCCUUCACAGCAGUCAGCGGAGACGGUCUCCUGAAUGGGGCUAAAGGAGACGGAGUCUCUGUGAAGAAGGAGAAGGUUAGCCAGAACUUGUUGCAGUGGACUGUGGCAGAUGUGGCCAGUUACUUCACAGCUGCAGGCUUUCCAGAGCAGGCUGUGGCUUUUCGAUCACAGGAAAUUGAUGGGAAGUCCCUUCUCCUAAUGCAGCGCAGCGACGUGUUGACUGGUUUGUCCAUCCGACUGGGCCCUGCCCUCAAAAUCUACGAGCGCCAUGUCAAGGUGCUGCAGAGGACCCACUUUCUGGAAUGUGAAGACCUCUAAAGCAAUGACGCAUAAUAGAGACAGAGAGACAGACAAUGCUGAAAUGACUCGAACGUGCAUGCAGUGCCCCCUCCCAUCUGGAUCCUACCACCCCCCUUCAUAAACAGACUAUGUAGAGGGUGCGUGGAGGGGGAAGGCUGCGGUGGAAUUAACUUUUCACUGUGAGAAUGACCAGAUACUGAAAGACACUCAUCCUACCUCUCAUUAUGGUCUUUGGUAUUCAAAUGGUUUUCAUUUCACCUGUGUGGCUGUUCCAUUGCUUUGUCAAAGACAGCAAUGUUCCUAGUGUGUUGUAAAACGGAGGACCAAUGACUUUUCUGCAAGUGCCAGCCAUUGAUAAGGAAUCUGUUGAAUGGGGACCGAGCCUUGCACAAAUUGGACCACCGACGGGACUUACAUUCCCACAAAGAUGUGAAUGCAUACAGCUGGGAGCAAACUGUGCAGACGUUUUGGGUCCAUGAGAAAAUGUUGGUUCCCGGUGGCUCUAUAAUUCCUCCAUGCAUUCUUGUUUUUGUCUAUUACGGUACCAUCUAUUUUGUCUAGAUAGUGUUGUAAGUCACACAGAUAAAUGUUGAGCACAUUUAAUGUGCUUUCAUCUUUUUCUCAAGUGAGAGAAUGAAUGAAAUGUCAUCAAAGUGCUGGUGUCUGCAAAGCUGCAUCGAAAGUCACCAGGACUCUGAUAUUCCUGACUUAUCAUGUCACCAGAAGCUGCUGAUGUUGAAUGAUGUCUUCAGUGUCUCUGAGAUGUAAGCAAUAUUAUCUAAUACUACCUGCUGGCAAGGCAAUAUGGUUCAUUUUCCCCUCUUUAAAAAAAUCCUAUUUAGAUUUGACUUUGGUCCAACUUAGUACAUUUUAGGGAACAUCUGCAGAAAGAUGAGACUUUUGAAGCCGAAUGGAAUUUACAUUCACACAUAAGCAAAAUCAAUUAAUACACUUGGGAAACAGUUCAUAUAAUAGUGGAUAUAUGAUUUUAAAAUUGAAUACAGCUGCUCAGUGCUUGUUUACAGAGCAGAUACCUUGAUCAUAUGCAAUAUUUUAUGUUAUCAUCCAUGUCCAGUGUUUUUUUUUGUGUGUUGAUGUUAGUCUCGAUUUGGAACAUUCCAUGAUGUAGUCUUUUCUAAUGUAUCUCUUUUCAUUUUUAUCUGUAACAUUAGAACUUCUUCCAGAGUCACAAAUAAAGCCUGUGCCUCCCUGUUCA